Molecule: messenger RNA, 17416 nt
Organism: Prinia subflava (tawny-flanked prinia)
Lineage: Eukaryota; Metazoa; Chordata; Aves; Passeriformes; Cisticolidae
Gene: TENM4
Product: teneurin transmembrane protein 4
Exons: 31
Coding region: 2274-10532 (2752 amino acids)
Biological process (GO): signal transduction; neuron development; heterophilic cell-cell adhesion
Cellular component (GO): neuron projection; membrane
Molecular function (GO): protein heterodimerization activity; protein homodimerization activity; cell adhesion molecule binding
Source: RefSeq, a predicted model, not a curated record
UUCCACAAAGGGUAGAAAUUUUAGGACAGGAGAAAAAGGCAGACCACAGCAGACUCCUGCCUGGCUGAUUUAAAGGUAUGCCGUGAAGAGGAUGAUUCCCACGUAGCUCAAAGCACUGCGUGAAGUACUGCAGUCCAUUAUGUUCAGCACUCCUCUUACAAUGUGGUUUUAGGGCUGAACCCUAAGGAUUCAGUCACACUGAAUCCAGUGUCACUCCAAGAUUUGUGAUGUCAGUACAGGCCCUGUAGAAACGGUUGCUGAAAAGUUUUGUAAGAGUAAAUUUUGAGGAGGGACUCGAAAAAGAAAAAUGUGAUUAUUUGGUGAAUGAGAAAAUGAUAGGCUGAGCGUAAAUGGCAAUGGGUGAUAUAUCCUGACAGGGAUAAGUUAUUGAGGACUUGCCCAAGGUCAGGCAGUGAAGUGGUAGCAGGGCCUGACACUUAGCAACAGCAUAACCCUUCCUUUCUUCAGAGCAUGCUGAACAGCAGCAUUAAAUAGCCCUAAUUUCUUGUCACUACUGUUUAAAAAAAAUUAAAAAACAGAUAAAACCAAAACAAUCCCCCACAAAUAAAUAAAAGACAAAAACUGGUAGCAUUGAUCUUCCUCCUCAAGAAUAACUAACCUUAAAUCUUGCAGGCCUUCUUUCUGCAAUUUGAUUUUAAUUAUCAAACAGCACAAUUCUGUAAAAAAAAGUUUAAAAAUAGCAAUAGCAAUUGAUAAUGAUGGUGAUGUCACCUCCUGAGACCAUUGUGGAUGAUGCUCCCUGACCCCAAAAACAAGACAUUAUGCAAUCUGCCUAACUAGAGGCACAGGAGAAGCAGAGGUUUCCCACUGCUCAGGAUGUGUGCUCAAACUAGAGCCCACCUGACCCUGAGAAGAGAGGGAGGUUCACCACAGCCAGGACAUGAAGGCACCACCUGGGGCAGAUCUCCACUUUCUUCCUGCCUCUAUCGUGAUCCCCAUUCCAUUCUCAUGUUAAAGCCAAUGCCAUUCCAACCCAUCCCCAUGCCUAUUCCAUGCCCAAGACCAAUCCACUCCUAUCGUGCCCAAGCACAUCCUCUCCUGCUCCCAUUACCUUCUCAUUCUAGUGUCCACACUUGACCCAUCUCAUCACCACACCCAUACAUCAGUCCAUGCCCUCGUCAUGUCCAUCCCCUCCCCAUGCCAGGCAUGCCUACGUGCAUGCCCAAAUCCCCUUCAUGCCCGUGCCAUGCCCAUGCCCUUCUCCCAAUGCCCAUGCCAUGCCUGUGCCACGACUGCAUCACGCCCAUGCCCGUGCCUGUUCCCAUCUCACGCCAGUGUCAUGUUCUCCCCAUGCCCAUGCCAUGCCCGUGUCUGUGUCCAUCCCUGGCCGUGUCUAUUCCAUGAUCGUGACCAUGCCUGUGCCUGUAUUUUCUUCAGCCCCACUUCCACGCCGUGCCCGUGCCCGUGUCCUCCCCGGCCCCGUGCCUCUGCCACGUCCAUGCCCACGCCAGCCCGUGCCUGUUCCCACCCCGUGCCCCUCUCCACGCAUCCGCAGGCCGUGUCCGAGCUGUUCCCACGCCGCUGGGGUGGGCAGCAGCCAGCCGCAUGUGCGCCUGUCAUUCCAGCCGGGAGCGCCGGCUCCUGCCUCCCAUUCAUGUAACCUGUGUGUGUCUCUCUUUCUCUCUGUGUGUAACAGCGAGAGGGAGAGAGCGAGCGAGGCACGGAGAGAGGGAGGAGGAGGGGGGAAGCUUUAAAUAAAGCCUUUGGAUUGCAGCUGCUUAUUUUGGGCAGUCCUACCAGGACGAUUCCUCUCAGGAAAGAAGCUGGACCAGUCAUUGUUUUUUGUUUUUUUUUUUUUAAUUUAUUUUGAUUUUGAUUUUUGGGGGUGGCAGCGGUGUAUCUCUGAGCUGCCUGCGGAGAUGAGCUCCGGUGCCUGCCUGUAGUUUCCACUUUGGGAUCGCUGGACACAGAAGUGGCAUUUCGGUGGGGGGAAGCUGCAGACAUGUGAGGAUGGCUGGACCAUUGCAGUGGCGCACUGAUUUUUGUGGAUGGUGAUCACAAAAAGGGAAUUGAGAAGAGGCCACCCGAGUUAUUCUGACACAUGACUUCAGUGCUUUCUAAUCUUAGACAGAUGAGGAUCUGAAAUAUGUAGACUGAGAAUAACACAUGUCUAGGUUAAAACAGUAUCCUACAAGAAGCAUUUGAUGGAUUGUUCCUAGAUAUUUCUAAGAAGGCAACUACAAAAAGUUAUUCUAAUCUGACCACCACACAGACGUCAUUAUUUUAAUGUUGAAUAUUCAGAGGAGGGUGCCAUGGAUGUAAAAGAAAGGAAGCCGUAUCGAUCUCUGACUCGGCGCCGCGACACUGAGCGCCGCUACACCAGCUCUUCAGCCGAGAGUGAGGACAGCAAGGCACCCCAGAAGUCCUACAGCUCCAGCGAGACCCUGAAGGCUUAUGACCAAGACUCCAGGCUGACCUACAGCAACCGGGUCAAAGACAUGGUGCACCAGGAGGCCGAUGAGUUCUGCCGAGCAGGGGCCAACUUCUCUUUGCGAGAGCUGGGCCUUGAAGAUGUGACACCCCCGCACGGGGCUUUGUACCGCACCGACAUCGGGCUGCCCCACUGCGGCUACUCCAUCAGCGCCGGCUCGGACGCCGACACGGAAGCAGACGUGGUCAUGUCUCCCGAGCACCCAGUGAGGCUCUGGGGACGCAACACCAAGUCUGGGCGCAGCUCCUGCUUGUCAAGCCGGGCCAACUCGAACCUCACCCUCACCGACACGGAGCACGAGAAUACUGAAACCGAUCAUCCUCCAAAUAUUCAAAACCAUUCAAGACUUCGAACUCCACCACCUCCAAUAUCACAUGCUCACACCCCAAAUCAGCAUCAUGCGGCCUCCAUCAAUUCCUUGAACAGAGGGAACUUCACUCCACGCAGCAACCCCAGCCCAGCUCCUACAGACCACUCUCUCUCUGGAGAACAACCAGCCACUACUCAAGAGCCAACCCAUGCUCAGGACAACUGGUUACUCAACAGUAACAUCCCACUGGAGACAAGAAACAUAGCAAAGCAGACAUUCCUAGAGACAUUGCAGGACAACCUCAUUGAGAUGGACAUUCUCACCUCCUCCCGACAUGACGGUGCUUACAAUGAUGGGCACUUCCUGUUCAAACCUGGAGGCACUUCUCCCCUUUUUUGUACAACGUCGCCGGGAUAUCCCCUGACGUCCAGCACUGUGUACUCACCUCCCCCUAGGCCCCUUCCCAGAAGUACCUUUUCUAGGCCUGCCUUUAACCUGAAGAAACCCUAUAAGUACUGUAACUGGAAAUGUGCUGCUCUGAGUGCCAUUGUCAUCUCAGUCACGCUGGUGAUCCUGCUGGCCUAUUUCAUAGCCAUGCACCUGUUUGGCCUAAACUGGCACCUGCAGCCGAUGGAAGGGCAGAUGUAUGAGAUCACGGAAGACACAGCCAGCAGUUGGCCAGUGCCAACGGACGUCUCCUUAUAUCCUUCGGGGGGCACAGGGUUAGAGUUACCUGACAGGAAAGGCAAAGGAACCAGUGAAGGAAAGCCCAGUAGUUUCUUUCCAGACGACAGUUUUAUAGACUCCGGAGAAAUUGAUGUAGGCAGACGAGCCACACAGAAGAUCCCUCCUGGUAUCUUUUGGAGAUCUCAGGUGUUCAUCGACCACCCAGUGCAUCUGAAAUUCAAUGUGUCUUUAGGAAAGGCUGCGCUGGUUGGCAUCUAUGGCAGAAAAGGACUCCCACCAUCACACACACAGUUUGACUUUGUUGAGCUCCUUGAUGGAAGACGUCUACUGACACAGGAGGCAAGAAGCCUGGAAGGACCUCAGCGGCAGCACAGAGCUUUUGUGCCCUUGGCCAGCCACGAGACAGGAUUUAUCCAGUAUUUAGAUUCAGGAAUAUGGCAUUUAGCCUUCUACAAUGAUGGCAAGGAAUCGGAAGUGGUUUCUUUUCUUACUACUGCUAUUGAAUCAGUGGAUAACUGUCCCAGUAAUUGCUAUGGGAAUGGAGACUGUGUGUCUGGGACUUGCCAUUGCUUCCUUGGCUUUCUGGGCCCUGACUGCGGCAGAGCGUCCUGCCCAGUGCUGUGCAGUGGAAAUGGGCAGUACAUGAAAGGAAGGUGCUUGUGCCACAGUGGCUGGAAGGGAGCGGAGUGUGACGUCCCGACCAACCAGUGCAUUGAUGUCUCCUGCAAUAACCACGGCACGUGCAUCAUGGGCACCUGUAUCUGCAACCCGGGGUACAAAGGCGAGAGCUGCGAAGAAGUUGACUGCAUGGAUCCUACCUGCUCGGGACGAGGCGUGUGCGUCCGAGGAGAGUGUCACUGUUCGGUUGGCUGGGGAGGAGCAAACUGUGAGACCCCAAGAGCCACGUGUCUGGAUCAGUGCUCUGGUCACGGGACCUUCCUCCCCGAUACUGGACUCUGCAGCUGUGACCCCAACUGGACUGGCCACGACUGCUCAAUCGAGAUUUGUGCGGCGGACUGCGGAGGACACGGCGUUUGUGUGGGGGGCACCUGCCGCUGCGAGGAGGGCUGGAUGGGCACGGCCUGUGAUCAGCGAGCGUGUCACCCACGCUGCAACGAGCACGGCACCUGCCGGGACGGCAAGUGUGAAUGCAGCCCGGGCUGGAACGGAGAGCACUGCACCAUUGAGGGAUGCCCUGGCUUGUGCAACGGCAAUGGCAGAUGCACCCUGGACAUGAACGGCUGGCACUGCGUCUGCCAGCUGGGCUGGAGAGGAGCGGGCUGUGACACUUCCAUGGAGACGGCAUGCGGCGACGGGAAGGACAACGAUGGAGAUGGCCUGGUGGAUUGCAUGGACCCAGACUGCUGCUUGCAGCCACUGUGCCACGUUAAUGCACUGUGCCUGGGCUCCCCAGACCCCCUGGAUAUCAUCCAAGAGACACAAGCCCCCAUCUCUCAGCAGAGCUUGCAUUCCUUCUAUGAUCGAAUCAAGUUCCUGAUUGGCAAGGACAGCACUCACGUCAUCCCAGGGGACAAUCCUUUUGAAGGCGGACAUGCAUGUGUGAUUCGAGGCCAGGUGAUGACAGCAGAUGGGACCCCUCUAGUUGGAGUGAAUAUCAGCUUUGUCAACAAUCCUCUGUUUGGAUACACAAUCAGCAGACAAGAUGGCAGCUUUGAUCUUGUUACCAUUGGUGGAAUCUCCAUCAUCCUGCACUUUGAGCGGGCUCCCUUCAUCACGCAGGAGCACACGCUGUGGCUGCCAUGGGAUCGCUUCUUUGUGAUGGAAACCAUAGUCAUGAGGCACGAAGAGAACGAGAUCCCGAGCUGUGACCUCAGUAACUUCGCCCGGCCCAACCCUGUGGUCUCUCCAUCUCCACUCACUGCUUUUGCAACUUCCUGCUCAGAGAAAGGUCCCAUUGUUCCUGAAAUCCAGGCUCUACAAGAGGAGAUUAACGUUUCCGGCAGUAAAAUAAAAGUGAGUUACCUGAGCAGCCGCACAGCUGGCUACAAAUCCGUGCUGCGGAUCAGCAUGACCCACCCCACCAUCCCCUUCAACCUCAUGAAGGUCCACCUCAUGGUGGCCGUCGAGGGACGCCUCUUCAGAAAGUGGUUUGCAGCAGCUCCAGACCUGUCCUACUAUUUCAUCUGGGACAAGACAGAUGUCUACAGCCAGAAGGUGUAUGGGCUCUCAGAAGCCUUCGUCUCAGUAGGUUAUGAGUAUGAAUCCUGUCCAGACUUAAUCCUGUGGGAGAAGAGGACAGCUGUGCUUCAGGGUUAUGAAAUCGAUGCUUCCAAACUUGGAGGAUGGUCCCUGGACAAACACCACGCCCUCAACAUACAAAGCGGCAUCUUGCAUAAAGGAAACGGGGAAAACCAGUUCAUUUCCCAGCAGCCUCCUGUAAUUGGAAGCAUUAUGGGCAACGGCCGCAGACGGAGCAUUUCUUGUCCAAGCUGCAAUGGCCUGGCAGAUGGAAACAAACUCCUGGCUCCUGUUGCCCUAACAUGUGGGUCUGAUGGAAGUCUUUAUGUUGGAGAUUUCAACUACAUCCGAAGGAUCUUUCCCUCUGGCAAUGUCACCAACAUACUGGAGCUGAGCCACAGCCCAGCUCAUAAGUAUUACUUGACCACAGAUCCCAUCACCGGCUCCAUCUACCUCUCGGACACCAACAGCCGACGCAUCUAUAAAAUCAAGUCAACCACAUCAGUGAAAGACAUUGUGAAGAACUCGGAGGUCUUGGCUGGAACCGGGGAUCAGUGCCUCCCGUUCGAUGACACCCGCUGCGGAGAUGGAGGCAAAGGCACUGAUGCCACCCUUACAAAUCCCAGGGGCAUCACGGUGGAUAAGUUUGGGCUGAUCUACUUUGUGGAUGGCACCAUGAUCAGGCGGAUUGAUCAGAAUGGGAUCAUCUCAACUGUGUUGGGCUCCAAUGACCUGACGUCUGCUCGGCCUCUCAGCUGUGACUCUGUUAUGGACAUUUCUCAGGUUCGUCUAGAGUGGCCCACAGAUCUGGCAGUGAACCCCAUGGAUAAUUCCCUCUAUGUCCUCGACAAUAACGUCGUGCUGCAGAUCUCUGAGAACCACCAGGUGCGCAUCGUGGCGGGGAGGCCCAUGCACUGCCAGGUGCCGGGCAUGGAUCACUUUCUCCUCAGCAAGGUGGCGAUCCACGCCACACUGGAGUCUGCCACCGCCCUGGCCGUGUCCCAUACCGGGGUCCUGUACAUCGCCGAGACCGACGAGAAGAAGAUCAACCGCAUCCGGCAGGUGACCACCAACGGGGAGAUCUCGCUGGUGGCCGGCGCCCCGAGCAGCUGCGACUGCAAGAAUGACGCCAACUGCGACUGCUUCUCGGGGGACGACGGCUACGCCAAGGACGCCAAGCUCAACGCGCCGUCCUCCCUGGCCGUGUGUGCAGACGGGGAGCUGUAUGUCGCCGACCUGGGCAAUAUCCGAAUCCGCUUCAUUCGGAAAAACAAACCCUUCCUCAACACGCAAAAUCUCUAUGAGUUAUCCUCGCCCAUAGACCAGGAGCUCUACUUGUUUGACACCAGUGGGAAGCACCUUUAUACUCAGAGCCUUACCACUGGAGAUUAUCUUUACAAUUUUACUUAUUCUGGAGAUGGAGAUAUAACCCUGAUCACUGACAAUAACGGCAACUUAGUCAAUAUCCGAAGAGAUUCCACAGGGAUGCCCCUCUGGCUGGUGGUGCCUGACGGCCAAGUCUACUGGGUGACAAUUGGUACCAACAGUGCACUCAAGAGUGUAACGACACAGGGGCAUGAAGUAGCCAUGAUGACUUACCACGGCAACUCUGGUCUCCUUGCCACUAAAAGCAAUGAAAACGGUUGGACAACAUUUUAUGAGUACGACAGCUUUGGCCGCCUGACCAACGUGACCUUCCCCACUGGCCAAGUGAGCAGCUUCCGCAGCGACACCGACAGCUCCGUGCACGUCCAGGUGGAGACCUCCAGCAAGGAUGAUGUUACAAUAACAACCAAUUUGUCGGCAUCGGGGGCCUUCUACACCCUGCUCCAAGACCAAGUCCGAAACAGCUACUACAUCGGUGCUGACGGCUCCCUCAGACUGAUGCUGGCCAAUGGCAUGGAGGUGGCCCUGCAGACCGAGCCACAUCUGCUGGCUGGCACCGUCAACCCCACGGUGGGGAAGAGGAAUGUCACCCUGCCCAUCGACAAUGGCCUCAACCUCGUGGAGUGGAGGCAGAGGAAGGAGCAAGCCAGAGGACAGGUCACUGUCUUUGGACGCCGGCUGAGGGUUCACAACAGGAACCUGCUGUCCCUUGACUUUGAUCGUGUGACAAGGACUGAGAAAAUCUAUGAUGACCACCGCAAGUUCACACUCCGCAUCCUGUACGACCAGGCAGGGAGGCCCAGUCUCUGGUCACCCAGCAGCAGACUGAACGGGGUCAAUGUCACCUAUUCCCCAGGAGGACACAUUGCAGGGAUUCAGAGGGGCACCAUGUCACAAAGGAUGGAGUACGAUCAGUCUGGCAGAAUUACAUCCAGAAUCUUUGCUGAUGGUAAAUCAUGGAGCUACACCUACUUGGAGAAGUCCAUGGUGCUGCUCCUUCAUAGCCAGAGACAGUACAUCUUUGAGUUUGACAAGAACGACCGGUUGUCCUCAGUGACCAUGCCCAACGUUGCCCGUCAGACUUUGGAAACCAUUCGUUCCAUUGGUUACUACAGGAACAUCUACCGGCCGCCGGAAGGCAAUGCCUCAGUAAUUCAGGAUUUCACAGAGGAUGAGCAGCUCCUCCACACCUUGUACUUGGGCACAGGGAGACGUGUCAUCUACAAGUAUGGGAAGCUGUCCAAGCUAGCUGAGAUGCUCUACGAUACCACAAAGAUCAGUUUCACGUACGACGAAACCGCGGGCAUGCUGAAGACCAUAAACUUGCAGAACGAAGGGUUCACUUGCACAAUCAGGUACAGACAGAUAGGACCCCUCAUUGACAGACAGAUUUUCCGCUUCACCGAGGAGGGCAUGGUGAAUGCUCGCUUUGACUACAACUAUGACAACAGCUUCCGGGUGACCAGCAUGCAAGCGGUCAUCAACGAGACGCCUUUGCCUAUUGAUCUCUACAGGUACGACGACGUGUCAGGCAAAACUGAGCAAUUUGGUAAAUUUGGGGUCAUUUACUACGACAUCAACCAGAUUAUCACCACUGCUGUCAUGACCCACACUAAACAUUUUGAUGCCUAUGGCAGAAUGAAGGAGGUCCAGUAUGAGAUAUUCCGGUCUCUCAUGUACUGGAUGACUGUGCAGUACGACAACAUGGGGAGAGUGGUUAAGAAAGAGCUGAAGGUUGGCCCUUACGCAAACACAACUCGUUACUCAUAUGAAUAUGAUGCUGAUGGCCAGUUGCAGACUGUGUCUAUCAAUGACAAACCUCUCUGGCGUUACAGCUAUGACUUAAAUGGAAACCUCCAUCUGUUGAGUCCAGGGAAUAGUGCCCGCCUUACACCACUCAGGUAUGACCUCAGGGAUAGGAUUACUAGGCUGGGGGAUGUGCAGUACAAAAUGGAUGAAGAUGGCUUCCUGAAGCAAAGGGGCAAUGAUAUUUUUGAGUACAAUUCAGCUGGCCUGCUCGUCAAAGCCUACAAUAAGGCAAGUGGGUGGAGUGUGAAGUACCGCUAUGAUGGCCUAGGAAGGAGAAUCUCCAGCAAAACCAGCCAUGGCCAUCACUUGCAGUUCUUCUACGCAGAUCUGACCAACCCAACCAAGGUCACCCAUUUGUACAACCACUCGAGCUCUGAGAUCACCUCCCUGUACUAUGACCUCCAAGGCCACCUUUUCGCGAUGGAGCUCAGCAGCGGCGAUGAAUUCUACAUAGCAUGCGAUAACAUUGGCACUCCUUUGGCAGUCUUCAGUGGGACUGGCCUAAUGAUCAAGCAGAUACUGUACACAGCAUAUGGGGAGAUCUAUAUGGACACUAAUCCCAACUUCCAGAUCAUCAUCGGCUACCAUGGAGGACUGUAUGACCCCCUCACGAAGCUUGUCCACAUGGGGCGGAGAGACUACGAUGUGCUAGCGGGUCGCUGGACAAGUCCAGACCAUGAAAUGUGGAAGCAUCUGAGCAGCAAUAACAUAAUGCCUUUCAACCUGUAUAUGUUCAAAAACAACAACCCCAUUAGCAACUCUCAGGAUAUCAAAUGUUACAUGACAGAUGUCAACAGCUGGCUGCUCACCUUUGGGUUCCAGCUGCACAAUGUCAUCCCCGGCUACCCCAAGCCAGACAUGGAUGCAAUGGAGCCGUCGUAUGAGCUAAUCCACACGCAGAUGAAAACCCAAGAGUGGGACAACAGCAAGUCCAUUCUGGGGGUCCAAUGUGAAGUGCAGAAGCAGCUGAAGGCCUUUGUCACCCUGGAGCGCUUCGAACAAAUCUACAGCUCCAGCAUCGCCGGGUGCCAGCACGUCAAGAGGAACAGGAACUUUGCUUCUGGAGGUUCCAUCUUUGGCAAGGGUGUCAAGUUUGCCAUGAAGGACGGGCGCGUGGCCACUGACAUCAUCAGCGUGGCCAACGAGGAUGGGCGGAGGAUUGCGGCCAUCCUGAACAACGCCCACUACCUGGAGAACUUGCACUUCACCAUCGACGGGGUGGACACGCACUACUUCAUUAAGCAGGGGCCGUCGGAGGGCGACCUGUCCAUCCUGGGCCUCAGCGGCGGGCGGAGGACCCUGGAGAACGGCGUGAAUGUGACAGUGUCCCAGAUCAACACAGUGCUGAGCGGGAGGACUAGACGCUACACGGACAUCCAGCUCCAGUACGGCGCACUGUGUCUGAACACGCGCUACGGGACCACCCUGGACGAGGAGAAGGCACGCGUCCUGGAGCUGGCCCGGCAGCGCGCUGUCACCCAGGCUUGGUCCCGGGAACAGCAGAGACUGCGGGAUGGGGAGGAGGGUAUUCGCUCGUGGACAGAAGGGGAGAAGCAACAAGUGCUAAACACGGGCCGGGUACAGGGCUACGAUGGCUAUUUUGUGAUCUCAGUGGAGCAGUACCCCGAACUCUCAGACAGCGCCAACAACAUCCACUUCAUGAGACAGAGCGAGAUGGGCAGAAGGUGACAGAGAGGGUCAAUGCGGUGACUUCUUGCCAAAGACAGCUACUCUUUUGUGGCCACUUACCUGACUGUGUUGUACUCAAUCCUUUUUCUAAACUGAACAAGGUUGGGGGGGAGGAAAAUAGAAAGAGAAGGAAUAAUACGGUUGCACUGUAACUCAUGCAACAUACUUUUUUCCCGCUUUAAUUUGGCCUUCACGCAUUUUUUGCAAUGAACAGAAGAUAUAUUUUGCCGUAGUGUGAUCACAGUGAAAUUUACUGUCUCUUGUCCUUUUUUUUGUUUGUUUGGGUUUUUUUGUUUCUUUUGCCCCCUCUUUGUGAGGAAGUUGAAGUGGGGAGUCGUCAACGUACAUCCUUAGGUGUAAGUGCGAAAUGGGUGUCUGUGCUAACUUGUGUCAUCCUAACCCUUUCUGAUUUGGGGCAGGGACAUAGCCUUCCACCUGGAACAGGGGGAGCCCAUGGCACGCCAGAGAUCUCUUCCCAGAAAGAAAGGAGGUGGAAGACAACGCUGAUUCUGAUACUCUGAAAGUGACCGUCUGAAUCAUGUGCCUCAAAAGAGACCUUACAAGUAGUUUUCAUGUUUUGCUUGGGACAUAAAGUGUUUCUUGGGGGCUCCUGCUGAGCAGAAGUAGAUUAUAGAGGCAAGGGAGCUGAUUAUAUUACCUUGCAAGAUGAUUUUCUUCCUUCCUGAACUGGAAUAAAAAAAGAAAAAAAAUCAGUCUUUUUUCAUUAUGAGAGUAGAUACUUCCUGGGGUUUUUUGUGUGUGCACAAAUCCUGGUUUUAGUUAAAUAACCUAGCAAAAGCCAAGAAAAGGGACUCCUGCUCUAUUGAGAAAAGCUAAAAUGAAUCCUCUCUCAUACGUAGAGCUGUUCUAUAGGUGGAUUUAAUGCACCCAUGUUGUACAUUUGCUAAUGGCAUAACUUCAUUAAAUGUAUAGUGUUUCAGUACAUGAGGCUACGUGUUUAACAGUCCACUGUGCUGUAUCUGAUAAAGCCAGUUAAUUUUUAGGAAGCUGAUUUGAAUUUAAAAGUAGUUAUAGUAUCCCAGUGACAUACCACUGAAAAUUAGAGCCAAACCCUGCUUUUCCUGAUUCUGGAGCUUGUAUUUAUUGGCUGGGAAAUGCAGUUUGGAGUAGCAUGCUGGCAAGUCGUUUAUGACUAUGGCAGAUAAAUGUCUCCUGGGGACUUUGGCAGCAGGGAUUUUAAAAUGUUUAAUAAGUAGCAACAGCUUGUGCGUGGUGGAACAAGGAGAAUAUUGAAAUCAACCCUCUCACUGUUUGGUACAUGAGCUCAAAUUUAAUGGAGAGCCCAGUUGACUGUUAGUAGUGACGAGGGGGAGGUUGAAUGGGAAUGCCCACUACAGAGAGGACCAAGUGCUUUAAUAAGAAACUGCUGACAAAGUUGCUGGGCAUGCUAAUGUAAUUUUUAUUCACAUAACCUCUGUGCUCUGCUAUUUGCAAGAGUCCUUGAAAUUCAAGGGAGCAAGGAGAUGAGCUCAGCAUCCUCUUCCCUGCCUGAAACAGUCCUGUGCUGUUCCUGCAGGCAGAAGUGUUACCCCACCUCUUAAUGGAGCACUGGCUGGAGGUGGCCAACAAUGGUCCCAGACAGGUGUCUCUAUCACACUGAUACCUGCACAUGUCCUGACUCUGAGAGCUCUCCUGGGUCUCUCGGGGAACAGCUCAGUCCUGUUUGUUUGGUUUUUUGUUUUUUUUAUUCCAUCCACUUUGGCUUUUCCCAGUUCUGCAGAGAGAUAAUCUGAGACAUGCAAGUCCAUGCCAAGUCUGUUUCCUUACCUGGAGUCCUACAGUGCACCUGUGUACUCAGAGGCAGCUCUUCUGCACUCGUGCCACCACCACUGCCAUCCUCCAGCACAGACUGACACUCCUCUGCAGGAUCUCGCCCCCAGAUACAGUGGGGGCGUGUGUUGGCCAUGCAGUCCUCCAGCAGUGAAACAUUGGCAGCCCGGUGCUCUCGCGGUUUCUCCGUAGAUGCCAGCUGCCAGCUCCGUCUGCCUUGCCUGUCUGUUCCCGGGUGCUUGCCAGGAGGAAGGUGAUGGGAUGGAAAUUCCCCUAACAGACUGUUCCUCCUCCAGUUCCAAAUCCCUAGUACGUCUGGCUGCGUGGCCAUGACCAACGGGAUGGGUUUGGUUUUCUGGUCAUCUCUCCUGCUUGCAGCAAGGGCAAUGGUGGAAUGGAGCAAGGACUCUGGACCACGCCUUGCAGCACACAACCUUUAUUACUUUGGCAGGGGUGAACCACAGGCAGCUGGAAAGGGUAUGUGGUUCUGGCAGAGCCAGGUGGCAGAAGAUGUAUUGGCCAGACGUGCUCCAGGCUUUGGCAAGGGAGCAGUUGCUUUGGCAGCUGCCAGCCAGGGAUGGUUAAAAGGCUGUGGCAUUGCCACAUGUCUGCACUUGGUAAGCCUGGAUUGCCCUGAGGAUGCACAGGUGGGGCUCAGGGGCAGCGUUAGCCAAACCAGCAGUAACCACCUACUCGAAGGAACCAGCACCUUCUUGCCAGUGCUGUCCAGCUCCCUGCUUCCCCCUCUCCAAGUCACACCAGGGACAAAUUCCUCUUAAAACCUCAAACUUGUGGUGGCUAUGAGUGUCUCAAACAGCAUGAAUGGAACAAAAAGAGACCUGUGGGAAGCUGGGCCAAAAGGUAUGAACCCCUGGUAAAGAUCUGCAGGGCAGAGAGAGCUCGAUGUGCCUCCCAUUUACACUGCCCCACUCCAAGCAGCUCUGAAGAGAAGUGGUGCUUCUGUAUCCAUCCCCGUCCAUGUGUUACAAUGCUAAGAGGAUCAGUGCAAGAGUAAAUGGGCCAUGUUGCCACAGAGCCAAGGAAAGGGAUUUAAGUGUAAGAUAUUCGUACUGGAACCCUGCCAGCCUGAGAUGGCACCUCUACAGCCUUACGCAGACUCUUCAGGUUAUUACAUGAGCUAAUGACUUCGAGGAGUUCACCCGUUUUUCAAGAGUCUCCCAGUCCUGCCGUGCUUGUCCAGCAUGCCCAGAGCCAGAAGCCCAGAGCUCUGUGCCAUGGCCAAGGCAAGACCUCAGGUUGCAUUUCUCUGCGUCCUCAAGCAGCACUGGGAUGUGACUGCACCUCUCUGCCUGCCAGGUCCAUGAUGGUCUUCUCCUGGGCCUGGUGUGGGAACUAUGGACAUUGUGUCAAAAAGGGGAAAAAAUAUAUAUGUAAAAGUAUAUAUAUGUAUAUGUUGCUCCUUUCUAUCCAAAAAAAAAUUUGAAAGGGAUGUGCUGUCUAAUAUUGGGUACAAACCUGUCCAAAGAUGGCUACUACCUUCCUGAAUCCUCAGCCUCUGUGAAAGCUUUCCACAUCACCUAGAUGGCAAAACAACAUUUUCAGUCCUGAAGCCCUAAAUUUUCCCCUUCAUUAGUGAAAAUGCUUUUUCUACAGGAUCUCAAGUGCAUUUCUGUGGAAUGGGCUGUGAACACAGAGUUGUACCCUCAUUAAGGAUCUGCACUCUCCUAUCCACAAGCAUUUCCACUCUACUGAUGGCUCCAUAGCCCCUUCCCAGCCUUUUUUGUUCCUUUUGCUUCCUCACGGGACCAUUCUGGCUGCCUGACCCUUCUUGCUUUGCUUGUAUGCAGGAGUGUAGGAAUGCAUUGCUUCCAUAAGACUGGAAGGUCCUGGGUGCAAAUCCCACAGCACUAACCCCCUAUCAUAGGAUCAGAGACUCGUUUGGGUUGGAAAGGACCUUAGAGUUCAUCCAGUUCCAACUCCCUGCCAUGGGCAGGGACAUCUUUCUCUAGAACGUGUUGCUCAAAGCCCCAUCCAACCUCACCUUGAACACCUACAAGGAUGGAACAUGCACAGCUUCUGUGGGCAACCUGUGCCAGUGCCUCACUAUCUUCACAGGAAAGAAUUCCUAAUACCUAAUCUGCGCUCUCUGUUUGAGCCAUUCCCCCUUGUCCUGUCACUCCAUGCCCUUGUCCAAAGACCCUCUCCAGCUCUCUUAGAGCCCCUCAGGCACUGGAAGGGUCUCUAAGGGCUUCCCAGAGUCUUAUCCAGUCUGAACACUCCCAGCUCUCUCAGCUGAGGUGCUCCAGCCUUUGAACAUCUCUGUGACCUCCUCUGGACUUGCUCCAACAGCUCCACCUCUUUCUUGUGUUGGGGUCCCCAGAGCUGGAUGCAGCAGUCCAGGUGGGAUCUGUGUAGGGCAGUGCAGGGGGUCAGAAUCUCCUCCCUCACCCUGCUGCCCUUGCUGCUGGUGAUGCGGCCCAGGGCACGUUUGGCUUUCUGAGCUGUGGGUGCACACUGAUGGGUCCUCUUGAGCUUCUCACCUAACAACACCCCCAAGUUUUUCUCCCUAGGGCUGCACUCCACCCAUUCUCUGCCCAGCCUGUAUUUGUGCUUGGGAUUGCCCCAGCUGAACUUCAUGAGGUUCACACAGGCCCACCGCUCAGGAUUAUCAAGGUGCCUCUGGAUGGCAUUUCUUCCCUCCAGCAUGUCAGCAAUUGCUCUAGAUGCUGUUUCAAAGGCAUGGCAGACCAUCUCCUGGGGAAAAUGGCAGUGGGCUUUAAGUCUCACGUGCUUUAAGGUUUGAUUUUGAGUAGUUGUUCUUUUUCUUGGCUCCCAAAAAGAAGACUCAGCUCUCACCAAAAGGAGUUUCCCAUCAAAAUACAAAGGUGAACUUCACUUACUUUCAACUGUGAUCUUUUCUCCUGUGCAAAGGGUGGUGAGAAGGAUCGUGACCAAAUCUCACACCUCAGAGGAGAAAAUCCAGUGCUCUGGAGAAGGGACUGCAUCUCUCAAUGAGAGUAGUAAGGAGCAACAGCUCAAGUCUUCAGCAGCUGGAGCUGGUACUGGAACAUGCUCCAUUUCAGGGGACAACAAUGAUGGGACCUACUUGAUGUGGCAUCCAAACAUGAGCAGUGCCAUGAGGACUCUGCAGCUGAAAAAUAUCCUGUGUACUCAGCCCAGGGGGAGAGGAGCAAGACUAAUUAGGCAUCACGAGAAAUGCCAUGUUUGUUUCCUCUGAGAUCUUUAUUUUAUUUUAUUUUUUUCCCUUUCAACUGAAGAUUGGCACUUGGAAAAAUCAUUAAGCGGUGGUGACCGGAGGGAAUCAUGCAGCUCGUCAUGUCUUUGUCAUCACAGCUAUUGAUCAGAGCCACAGUGAAAAUGGGCCAACAACGCUAAACAACACCGGGCGAGAGCCGAUGAGAUGAAGGUCAUUAAGAGCCCGGUGCUUGAUUCAGGUUUAGAAGACACAGAUGACUGGGAGCAGUCCCUGAGACACCAUUUGGCCGUAACUUAGGAACAGUGAGGGAUUUCUGUAAUAUGUCUGUAGUUGCUUUAUUGAGCGUAGGGACCAGCAUGAAAUUCUGCUCAGUCUAUUAUACAGACAGCGUAACCAGAAUAAAUCAAAAUUGUUCAAAAAAAAAACCUAAUAAAGUACUUUUUCAGCUGUGACUUGUAAGUGUCACCAUGAUGGAUGGCAGCGCAAUCCAUUAUGCAAAGACAAGGCUCUUAACAUGAAAUUUUAGAAUUCAAUUUUACGAUUUACAGAGAGGGCCCCCCUCGUAUUUACGGCACAGCAGUCUGUUUUGAUUCAAUCUCGGCGUAAUUGAAACCAGGGCCAGGGAUCAUGGUUAGUCCUGUGGCUGCUUUUUAAAAGGGGAGGAGAAAUGACUGCCUAUAACAUCAAUAAUGGAGCUAGGGAGAUCGCUUUGCUUGUUAAAUCUUACUCACUUUAUCUCCUCGCCCUGGUGGCACUGCCAGACCCGGUGAAUAUGAACACUGUGCCUCCAUCCCAGGGAUGCUUUUGAUGGAAUAAAACUUGGCUGCCGUGUGGCCAGCAGCAUCCUCCAUCCCACGGUGAGCACGGCCUGGGGCAUUUUUUGCUCCUGUUGCUAUAGUCCUCCACAGGACAAGCUAGUUUUCAUUACCUCUUUUUAUUAUAAUCACUCAUUUUAUUAUGAUCACUAAAUAGUCCCCCAUUACACCAAAGAAUUUUCAUGAGUUUUGUAAAAAUAAAAACCCACAGCUUUCUUGUGUUUGCCUUUUUUACUUUUGUUUGUUUCUUUUGGGUUGGGGUUUUUUUCAUCUCUUGAAUAUAUUUAAAUAAAGUUGCUUGUGACUGUAGAGUAAGCUUCAAACAGACACCACAGGCACAGAGGGCCCUGUCCAGGAUCGCCCUUCUGGCUCCUGGAUGAAGGGCCAUUGCAUGUCCUGGGGGCCAUUUCCUGUGGCAGUUUUCCAUCCUCUGCCACCCCAACAAAAGCAACCCAGCCCACCCAAGGGAAACCUUUUGUGUUUCUUUCCUACUCUCCUUUAAUUACCAUAAAACUUUGUGUUGCUGACCAAAUGUUACAUAGCUCAGCUGUUAACUCCCAUUCCAGAGGUCAAUGCUUUCUGGGGAGCAUAGAACACCACAAAUGAAAAUUAACUAAAUAUAUAUAUACAUAUAUAUAUAUUUAUUUUUUUUUCCUUAGGGAUGGAAACUGUUCAAGCAAACAAUAAAACUUCCAAAAAAGAAAAAGUGUUUGGACAGUUCACAGAUGUUAUUGAAAUAACCAAUCAAAGAAUCACACUUUUCUAUUAAAAAGAAAAAUGUUUAUUUUGUGAGAGGACUUCUAAUGCAGCUCCAGCCGAGAAGAGGACUUUGUAUCAAAGCUGCAUCUGUAAGCCCAGCACUGAAGACUCUUGUCAUUACCCUGUGUAAUAAUUUUCCUGAAGUCUGGAACUAAUUUUUUGAGAAAUUUUUUUUUCUCGAUACUUUGUGUUUCUAAUACUGUAUUCUUGACUGUGUAAAUACAAAGGCUGUAAAUAAGUGCAGAUGUAGAUACCUUCUAGAAAAAAAAAAAAAAAGCAAACAGACAGAAAUGACCAUGUGUAGCCUUCAGUGACAAAUAAAAGAAUAUUUUGUGUUUAAA